Eruca vesicaria subsp. sativa (arugula) is the source of this 1181-nucleotide messenger RNA. Lineage: Eukaryota; Viridiplantae; Streptophyta; Magnoliopsida; Brassicales; Brassicaceae. The record is from the annotation of a GenBank genome assembly.
AUGGAGACUUGGGAGAAACCAUCUUCCAGACGUCACCACCGUAACCCUUCCUUCUCCUCCUCUCUCCUCGACCAAAUCUACCGCUCCAUCGACGACUCUUCCCCUCCCCAAGAACCCACAAGAAAGAAGAAACUCCUCCACCAAGAUCUUGACUCUUCUCCAAAUGACAAACUACUCUUUCACCGCCGCUCAAUAACCACUGACUUCGCAAGAACAAGGCGAACCACCACCACCUCCUCUGACUCAAGCGUUGACUCCUCCAAAUCCUCUGCCUCUCCUCCGCAGCCGAAACCAAUCCGUACCUCCACCGAGAGACCUAACAGCAAACAAGAACUUGGUGGCUUCUUGAGAACCAAGUCAAAAGCGUUAAAGAUCUACACCGACUUGAAAAAGGUGAAACAACCCAUCUCACCAGGAGGACGCCUCGCUACUUUCCUUAACUCCCUCUUCACAAACGCAUCAACUAAUCAUAAGAAGUCCAAGAAAAACAACACUUCAAUCUCUGUCUUGUCGGAAACACACUCCUCCACGUGCUCCUCAGCGUCUUCUUUCUCUAGGUCUUGCCUCAGCAAAACUCCCUCCUCCUCUAGUGGAAAAUCUAAAAGAUCCGUACGGUUCUGUCCUGUGAAUGUGAUACUCGACGAAGACUCCUCUAACAACUACAACGAGGCCAAACGUUAUCGCCACGUUAUGGAGGAGGAGGAGGAGGAGAAUAGGCGCGUUAUCGAAGUGGCCAAGGAUCUUAUUAGAACUUAUCAGAAGAAUAAGGAUCUUUUGGCCGUGACAACAUGUGACAACGUUGAAGAUGAUGAUGAUGAUGAUGCGGCGAGUUACGCUAGCUCUGAUCUGUUCGAGUUGGAGAAUCUUUCGGCGAUUGGGAUCGAGAGGUAUCAAGAAGAGUUACCAGUGUACGAGACCACUCGUUUAGAUAACUCGAAUCGAGCCCAUUGCUACAAUAAUUGUAUAAUAUAAUGUUUUAGUCAAGUGGUUGGGGGUGAUUAGUGUAAAACCGUUCUCUCUUAUAUUAGUAACUUUUGUGUAACAAUAUAUAUAUAUGUUAAUCUUGGUAUAUUUUGGUUAUAUAUAACUAUGCAGCUUAAUUAGCUAUCUGAUUAUUGUGAAGUUUUAACUAAUCUUUUUUAUUGCACGUAUGAAGUUAUGUUGCUGUUACAAGUUUUAUC